AGCCAACUGCAAUCCAGAAGCACUAUUAGCUAGCUUAAAGGGUUCAUUUAUUGUAAAGCAUCACCAUGUCUGGCUCCAACAACUUGAAAGUAUUUUCUUCCCCUGAGCGCUACGUGCAAGGACGCAAUGCUACCCAUCAAUUGGGAAAUGAGAUGAAAAAGCUGGCCAUGAAGGGUCCAGUGGUGGUUGUGACGACGGCUACCCCCAAGAAAUUGCUGGGCGAAGCUUGGACGACUUCUUUGAAAGAUGCCGGAUACGAGCAUACCGAACUAUUGUUUGGAGGAACCUGCACAGCUGCGGAAGCCCAACGCAUUGCCGACCAUGCCGUGACGCAGAAUGCCAAAACCCUGGUGGCCUUUGGAGGAGGACAGAUCAUUGAUGCCGUUCGAGCUGCCGUUGGAUUGGUGGGAGAUGGCAGUGUUUGCGAAUUCGUUUCUUGUCCCACGGUCGCUUCCACCGAUGCUCCUUGCUCGGCCUUGUGUGUCAUGUACCACGAAGAUCACAGUUUCCACGAGUACCGAUUCAUGUGCCGUCAUCCCACACUCGUCUUGGUCGAUACCACGGCUGUGGCCAAGUCUCCCGUUCGUAUGCUCGUGGGAGGACUCGGAGAUGCCUUGGCGACGUACUACGAAGCCAGGACCGUUCACGAAGCUCACGCCGACAAUUUUCUAGGAGGGAAACAAACCGAGACCGCCAUUGCCCUUAGCAAGUUGUGCUGUGAUAUUCUCCUCGAGGAUGGACCCGCCGCCGUCGAAUCCUUGUACUGUCAAGCUGUCACACCGGCUCUGGAGCGCGUCGUGGAAGCCAACACCCUUCUCAGUGGUUUGGGAUUUGAGUCCGGAGGACUCUGUGUCGCUCAUUCGGUGCACAAUGGGCUCACAUCUCAAAAAGAGACGGCAACCUACACUCACGGACAAAAGGUUGCCUUUGGCAUUUUGACCCAGCUCAUUUUGGAAGGUCGUCCCCGCGAAGAACUCGACACUGUCUUGGAGUUUAACCACAAGGUAGGACUCCCCUUGGUCCUUUCCGGUCUCGGCGUGGAUGUCAGCUCGGAGAAAGCCGUUUGCGAAAUUGCAGAACGGUCCUUGGCACCGGGCGAGUCGGCUCACAAUGAACCCUUUGAAGUGACGGUGGACAUGAUGGUGGAUGCCAUUCGCGCCGCUGACCAGGCGGGAGCCAAGUUUUUGAAAGAAAAGGAAGUAAGCAAAUGACUAGAUAGAUUGAGCAUGUGAUGUGAUCUGAUGCGGCCCCUAAUGGUUUGGCAGUGGGAAAGCAAUAAAAGCGCCGUUCUAGUAGUGAAAAGAAAUGAUAAAUGAGAUAUAGAGG
Seminavis robusta is the source of this 1326-nucleotide messenger RNA. The record is from the annotation of a GenBank genome assembly. NCBI's taxonomy places the organism in Eukaryota, Bacillariophyta, Bacillariophyceae, Naviculales, Naviculaceae.